UUCAUACUCUCAAAACCUGCCACUCACUAACUAUAAGCUCAGUCUCAAAUGAAAUUAGAAGUCUUGAUAGACGCAGAAACAUUUAAUCAUUACGAUAUAUUAAUAUUAUUAGUCCCCUUUUUUUAAAUAAAACAAUACAAACAUUUUUUUCGUUAUUAUUUUCUUUCUUGUAUUCGGCUUGCCCCGAAUACAAGAACGGUUAUUCUUUCGUGUGUUUCAAUAUAAAAGAAAAAAGAAAAAGGAUUACUUGAGCAAAUAAGAUUUGAGGAAAACAUCAUGUAUAUUAUAACAAUUUUUCUAACAUUAUUGGCAUGUCUUGUUACUGCUCGAGAAUCUGAUUACUGUCUUGCCGAUGAUGACAAUCCCUACUUGUACUUUGCAACAAAAUCUGCCUAUAAUUUUAUGCAUGGAGAAUUCAAACCUGAACGAAAUUGUAGACCAAUUCAAAUUUUUGUUGUCUCAAGACAUGGAACAAGAUACCCUGGAUCAAAAACAGUUCCAAAAAUGAAAGAAUUGUAUAAGCUUCGCGAUCAAAUUGUUUCUAAUCAUCUAGAAAAGCGAUUGGGACACCUUUGCGACUAUGAUUUGGAUAAUUUCAAAAAUUGGAAAUUGGAUGAUAAUGUUAGAGAAGGUAUGGCAGAUUUUUUAACACCUCAGGGAGAAACUGAUUUAAAAGGAUUGGCAAUGCGAUUAAAGGCAGCAUUUCCGGAACUUCUUACACCAACUGAUUACAAUAGUAUGAACAAUUAUGUGUUCAGAUCCACUAAAACUCAACGAACAGAAGAAAGUAUGUCAGCAUUUGUAGAAGGAUUAUUCGGUGCUAAAAAUGCAGUAAAUCCGAGAGAAGCACCUAACAAUGAUACAUUAUUGCGACCAAAUAAAGAGUGUCCUUCAUGGGAAGAGGAAACCUCAACUCUCAAAUAUCUCGAGGAACGUAAUAAAUUUAAUAAUGGACCAGAGAUGCAAAAUUUAUUUUAUAACGUUAGCCGUCGACUUGGUUUUCGAGAAAAUAUCACCUUGGAUUCCGUGGAUUCAAUGUACGAUAUGUGUCGAUUCGAGAAAGCCUGGAGAAUAGAUAAAGUUUCUCCUUGGUGUGCAGCAUUUAGCAAAAGAGAACUCAGAGUUCUUGAAUUUAGAGAGGAUUUAGAUUAUUACUAUUAUGUUGGACCUGGUCGGGAAAAAAAUGUUAAACUCGGAUGUCCACUUAUGAAGGACUUAUUUCAACAUUUUCGAAAACUGGAAGGAGAUAAUUAUUUUCAAGAGCCAAAAGGUAUUUUUUACUUUGCGCAUACAGUGACUCUUCAAACUCUACUCGCAGCCUUGGGAUUCAAUAACGAUCCACAACCCCUAAUGGCGAAUAAUUUUAAAGAAUCAGCGGGACGUCAUUGGAGAACAUCGUUUAUCGGUCCAUUUGCCACUAAUUUAGUAGCUGCAUUUUACAAAUGUAACGAUACAUUUUCAUCAAAUGUAGUUAAUAAAGUGAUAUUCCAUUGGGCAGAGAGACUUGUGAGAUAUGAAGGUUGCAAUGUUGGACUAUGCAAUUGGGAAUAUAUAAAAGACAGACUUGAUAAAAAAGCUAACGAAUGUAACAUGGGAUUUUGCUUUAAUGCAAGUGGACUUUCAAGAUUAUCCAAUUUCAGUAUUAUUAACUUGGUACUUUCACUUUGCCUUCUAGUCGGUUUUAACCAAACAUUUUAGAUUUUAUUGAAAGUACUGUGUGUUUUUAAUUUUAACAUGAUUGUUUUUUAUUUUUAAAUCUCAGGAAAGAUUUCAUUGAAUUAACUAUAUACAAAUUAUUUCUUAAGCUUGUGUAUAUAUUUUUUGUUAACUAGAAAGCCAGUGUGUGUUACUGUAUUUUUUUUAAAUUUUACUUAAGUUUUAGAAAUUAUAAUGUAUUUUUUAACCAUAAUUACAUUAUUACAUCGAGAAAACGAAACUCUUUUAAGAAUAAUAUUUUUGGCGCCUAAUAUUUUUAAAAGAAGAUUUCUUAAAAGAAUUACGUUUUUUCCAUGUUUAGCAUAAAAAUUAA
Leptopilina boulardi is the source of this 2029-nucleotide messenger RNA. It is a transcript of the gene Mipp1, whose product is annotated as multiple inositol polyphosphate phosphatase 1. Bases 277 to 1698 code for a protein of 473 amino acids. The transcript has 9 exons. Gene Ontology annotation, molecular function: acid phosphatase activity; inositol phosphate phosphatase activity. Lineage: Eukaryota; Metazoa; Arthropoda; Insecta; Hymenoptera; Figitidae. The record is from RefSeq and is a predicted model, not a curated record.